AUGGCUGAUAAAUCAAGGCGAAGACAUUCAAAACAAAUGUUGUUAUCUAAAGAAGUGGAGAAAGAUGGAGUUUCUAAUCCAACUUUGGAUGAAGACAUUGCAACACAUUACCAAGCAUUUUCACAGUCUCAAACAGAAGGGGAAACAUCCACUGCUGAGGUGAUGGAAGAAAAUGAACAAGCUGUAGUUCUGGAAGGAGAAUUGAAGUCUAGACACAGGCGCCGUCGACGAGAAUUAUCGAAACUGGUGUCCCCAAAAGAUGAUGUGAGUGGACAGCUGAAGACCAUGAAAUUAGACAGCCGAAAGAAGGUGGAAGAAACAGAGCAGGAGGAUGAAUUGUUGAAGGCAUUGGCUGAAACAGGAGUAGCUGCUGCUGCUGGGGAGACAUUUUCAGCUGGUACCAUGGCUGAGCCGUUUCAAGCUGAAGAGGAUCAAGUGACUUCUGUGGUUUUAGAAGGGGAACCAGCUUCACCAUCUCAGAAAGAAGUGGAAGAGAACAAGCCCAUCACAGAGGUUCUAAGAUCCACCAUUAGAGAACGAUUGAAGAGUAGAUUAGCAAAAGCAAAGGAAGAAGCUGCAACAGAGCUGGAGCAGGAAGAGAGGGAUGAAAGGAAAAGAACACUUCGAGGGAAAAAGGAACCCAGAUUUGAAGAGCUUGAUGAGAAUGAGAUGCGAACUCUUCAGGAAAGGUCGGCCAGAUUUCAGGAGAUGAAACGUGAAAGAGCCAAACAGCAGGAAGCUCUGUCAUUCAUGCCUACAACAGAGCAAGCCUUUGAUUUCUUCACACGAGAAUGGGAACCAGAGCCAGAGGAGAUGUCAGAGACAGAGAGGCGGGAAGCAGAAGAGGCCAAGAGACUUGAACAAGAGGAGGCCGAGGCUACAGAGAAAGCAGAAGGGGAGGAACCAGAAACUGAAGAAGAAAGGGCACGCAAAGAAGAGGAUAAAGGAGAAGAGUCCAAGCUUCUCGAGGAUGAGGACUACACAGAAGAAGGGUAUGGGCCUGUUGCUAUUCGCAAGGCUUAUGCAGAGGACCCAGCCAAGAUUUCCAAGGCAGAGCAGGAAAUGCUGUAUUACCCAUCCACUACAGCAGCUCCUGCAGAAGAGAAAGUUAUUGGAGAUGCUGAGCCUAGAUUUCUAGAAGAUGAAGGAUUUUACGUGGGUGUAAAACCGUACGUGGCUAUCAGAAACAAGAAUAAAAUGGAGAACAGACUACUAAAGGAAGCAGAAAGCACAAAGCAACCUAGUAAAUGGUUUGGAGAGGAUGGACAGAUGAUAGUGCUGCCCAGCCCUCUGUGUGACACUCCAACAAGGCCCGUGCUGCAGGAGGAAGAGCUCUUAUACUUGGAAACAGUAUUUUACAAGGCUAUCCUGAGAGAAUUUGACAGUCGCUACAUAGAUGGAGCCAUUGAUGGGGGCGGGUUUUACCAGCUGGACGUGGACAUCAACUCCAUCUCCUUUACUCAUCAUCACCUGUUCAGCCGAGAGCAUGUGCUGGCAAAGAAGCUCUCUCUUCUUUAUGAGGAGUACUUGACUCGAAGGAAGCGAAAUAUGACUGAGUUUUUGACAGAAAAG
Candidula unifasciata is the source of this 1572-nucleotide messenger RNA. NCBI's taxonomy places the organism in Eukaryota, Metazoa, Mollusca, Gastropoda, Stylommatophora, Geomitridae. The record is from the annotation of a GenBank genome assembly.